Astrephomene gubernaculifera is the source of this 4091-nucleotide messenger RNA. The record is from the annotation of a GenBank genome assembly. NCBI's taxonomy places the organism in Eukaryota, Viridiplantae, Chlorophyta, Chlorophyceae, Chlamydomonadales, Astrephomenaceae.
GUCUCAUCAAGGCGGAUCGUCACACCUACCUGAAACUGCUGUAUUGAACUGGGCCCCAAUGCGCCUGAGAGGACGGCUGUUGUACUACCAUUAUUGGCGCAUUUACGCGAUUGCUAUGAUGGGACAUGCAACCUAUUAGCCACAUGAUGUGUAGUCUGCUAGGCCAAAGUGAUGUAGGGGCUCGGCUCCAUGCGGCAUCUGUCAUGUCAGCAGCACUUAAGGAGCUUCGUGCGCGCCUGCAUGAAGCAAGAUGGGAUAACGAUGAUCAGGUUGCAGCGGCAUGGCAAAACGCAGAAACCGAACUUUAUAGGUUAUGGCCCUCGCUGGUGACAGAUCUGGGCGGCCGAGAGACGCAAGCUCAGGUGUUGGAGGAAUUGUGCGGUGCUGCGAAAAGUGCAGCAGGCCUACUGCUAUACGCGGCUGAGGUCUCCGCAAACAAAACUGCGUCAGGGUUGCGCGGGGGCACGAAUGGCGAUGGCAUGACAGCUAUAACGGCCGCAACGUCGGGCUCGGGCAGUCCCUUUGCGUCUGUCAAGGCAUCGGUCGUGUGGGCAUCGCAGCACGUUAUCGGAGCCUCCGGUGCAGCUUGCUGUCACCAUUUGUCAGUGCGGCCGGAGUGGGAGCUGGCAUGGUUGCAAGUCUUGCGCCAUGUAUUGAAGGCCCUACGUUGCGUGGAAGCAACCGAGCCAUUGCCACUGCUGCCGAUGUGGGCUUGCCUGAAGGGUGUUCCCGGGCUGCGUAACUCCAGCGCGGAUGUCCGUACGGCAGCCGUACUCUUCCUACAUGACGCUCUGGCGCUGCAGUACGACACCAGGGGCGUUGUCGUACCCAGCACCAGUAAUGGCGCCGUACAAGGAAGUACGGCAUCGGAGACGUCAAAGGGAUCUCCUGAAGCAGUCAGCGGCAGCAGCGGUGUUAGGUGUGACGUCAACCCUUGGGUGGUAUGCCAGGAGCUGGCCUGCCGGGUGGCAGCGGAGGACAGUGACCCACGGGUCAGGGCAGCGGCGCUGCGGGCUGCGGCAGCGCUGCUGGGGCUAGGGAUGUGUCUCGAGCAGCUGAGCGGGCGCGAGUGGCGCAGGCUGGCGGAGGGAGUGCUGCAGGCGGCGGCGCCGGGGGCGACGGCGGCGAUGGGACAGUCGGCGGGAUCGAAGGCUUCGGAGAUAUGGGACGCCGUACUUUCCUUCACCCGGCAGCAAGGCAGCCACCCCGGCUGGCGGGGGGCUGUACGACAGCUCGGCAUGCAGCUGCAGCAGGCUGCGGCAACCGAGGAGGGCCCGAUGUCAGUGUACGGCAUCUCGACCAUCUGCCGUACGGUUGCCGGGGCGGCGGCUGUGCAAGCGGCGCUUGAGCAACCGGCCCUGCCUGAUCUGCUGGGGCAGCAGCAGCAGCAGCAGGAGGCUGCUGCUGCAUGGGGGUCAUCUGGGUCACCGACGGAGGUCGCUGUAAAAGCUGCCGAAAUCCAUUCACUAGAACCAGACACUCUAGGGCUGUUGCUGCAGUCACUGGCGACCUGCCUCAGCGACGCUAUGCGGUGCGACAAGGCUGCUGCGACCCAUGGGUCGCUCGAGGAAGCCUGGCAGCGCCUACUGCUCCAGGACACCGACGGCGUCCUGGCGCAGGGCGAUGUAACGCCCACAGCGACAACGCCUGACACUCGCAACCCCCCUGGCAAUGAGCGGAGGACGGAUACCUCAGUGAAGAGAGGUGAACCUGCCGCACCCGUGGCCGAUGCUUGGGAGAAACAGGAGCAGGAGAGGCCCGAAGAGCUAGGGGUGGGCGAGGCGGAUGCGCUGGUGGUGGCGGGCGCUGUUUGCGCGGCGAGCUGCAGCGUGGGGCGGCUGCUGGGGGCUGCGGGGAGCUUGGAGGCGUUGGAGACACUAGUAGCAAGGGCCGAGGUCGCGCCGCUCGUCUACCAUCCAACGGCUCCAGUCCCUCCGCCGCCAGCCAGUCGGCCCGCGUUGCUGGCCGCUGCCUCGGCGUUGGCCGCAGGAGCUGCUGAGGCGCUGAGGGCUGCAGCUGGCGACGGCGGCGGCAGCGUUGGCGUCUCGAUAGCGCCGUACGCUGCUGCUGCUGCCGGGGGCGCAACGCAGCUGCAGCUACCCGCGCAGCACGUGUCGGCGUCGCAGCUGGCGACGGCGGUGCGGCUGGCUCGGCUGAUGAGGAGGAUUGCGGGGAUGCUGCAGGCACCCGACAAGCUGUUGUUCGCUGAUGUGGGCGGCGCGCCGGCUGCUCCGGAGCCGGCUGCAGCGGCCGCGGCACAACAGCACCGGCUGUGUGUGGUGGCGGGAGCGGCGCUGUUGUCACGGCUGCUGGGGGUGCUGCCGGCACCGCUGGGGGUGCGGCCUGGGGGCAGCGACGGCAGGGACAGCAGUGGCGGGGAGGAUGGAGAGGAUGGGACGAAGCAGCAGGAAGGAAAGGCUGAGGAGGAGCAGGAGGAGGAACCAGCGGUUGGAGGCGCGUCGCAUGAGCAGCGGAAGCAGCAGCAGUUCCAAGGCCGGUCCAGGAGGCCAGUGGUGGUGAUAGAGGAGCUGCCCAGCAGUCCCACACAUGCGUCCUCGCCGCACCCAAAUCCCUCCCUGGAGUCUCAAGCAGCGCAGCACUGGCGGCAGCAGCAACAGCCUCUAGUCUCGGAACUGCUCUUGCUGUGCGCAACCUACGCAGCUCCCUCCAGAACGCAACAUCAGCAACAACCACCUGCUGCUGCCGUACAAGCAGAUCCUCCGGGUUUCGGAGCGGGAUCUCGAUCUGGGUCAGCGGCUGCCGGCUCCGCCCCCGCUGCUGCUGCUGAUCCAGGACUUCCGCCGCCGCCACGCGACGUAUUCACACCUUGGGCUGACAGCGGCGUUAGCGGCGUGACGGUGGCUUGCGAGGGGUUGCUGGGGGCGCUGCAUGCGCGGACGCGUGCUAGUCCGGCGCCCUCUCGGGCCCUGAGGAGCUCCUCAGCGGCGUCCGGAUGCGGUGCGGCUUCGCUGGCGCUGUUGACGGCUGAAGAGGUUUCGGAGCAGGAUCUGAUCGCGAGCUGCCUACCUGAGCUGUUGCGAGAUAAGAUCCGGCCGAUUGUCGUACAGAGGCACGUGCAGGAGCUUGAAGAGGGCCCUAUCAAGCCGUAUACAGGCCCAGACACCUUCACACGCGCCGUGGCUGCUCGCCGGCUUGCCUGGUUGCUCAUGCGCAGUCGCCAUCCCUUUGUUGGCGAGGCUCUUCGACUGGCGCUGCCGGCGGUGCUAGCCUGCUGCGACGACCCCGCACCUGGAGUGGGGCAGUACGGCAUCAGCAUGCUGCAUGCGGUCGCGGUGGAGUGUCUGGCAGCAGACCUGCAGUGGCAGCGGGAGCUGCUUCUGGAGCAGGCUCGGCGCCUGGUGGUGGGCUGCCAGGAGCAGCUGUGGCGCCUGGCGUGCCCCGCAGCGGUGGCGCUGGUGCGGCGCAUCGAGGGCAAGGACCCCCGCGCUCCUGGUUUCCACCGCCUGGCAUCGGAGCUGCUGACGGAGGCAGAGCGGCAGGCGCAUGUGCCCGCCCGCCGUACCGCCUUCCUGCCGCCCGCCGCCUGCCUGCUGACCUGCCUGGGCCUUACCUCCUUGCGCUACGCGGGCCGUCUCAUGCCCCUGCUGUUGGAGUGGCUGCAUGCGCAUGACGAGGAGACGAGGGUGGGUUCGUUGCGGGUGCUGGCGGUGGUGGUUCGCGUGACGUGGCCGCGUGUGGAGGCGCAUGCGGAGGCGUUGUGGCGGCACUUGCUGCUGGUGCUGCUGCGCUGCGGCGAGGAGGGCGAGGAGGGCGAGGAGGCGCGGGUCGCUAGGGAGGUGUGUGGGCUGCUGCUGGCGUGUGCGAGGGAGGAGGUGGUGGGAUUCCAGCCGGCAGCUGCGGGGCUGCCUGAGGGGGCGGAGCAGCUGCACAGGAGGAUGGUUGCUUGUGGUAGGGGUGGCUAAGGUGGAAGAUGGGGCUUCGCUGUUUGGGUGCGGUGCUUGAAGGGGCACAGAGGCACUGGACGGUUCGCAUGGGGACCCGCCUGGAGGCUUUCGUUGUGGAACGGUCAUUGAAGGUCUACGGGUAGUUCUGUCGCCAACGUUUCACGCACACUUGUAACAGUCUUUGUA